Molecule: messenger RNA, 464 nt
Organism: Sardina pilchardus (European sardine)
Lineage: Eukaryota; Metazoa; Chordata; Actinopteri; Clupeiformes; Clupeidae
Product: UPF0606 protein KIAA1549-like
Exons: 4
Coding region: 69-464 (131 amino acids)
Source: RefSeq, a predicted model, not a curated record
UCCUCAUCGUCUCCAUCCUCUACUGGAAGUUCUGUCGCACCGACAAGCUGGAGUUCCAACCUGAUACCAUGGUAACAGGACCCCAGAGGCAGAAGCUCCAGGCUCCCAGCGUGAAGGGCUUUGACUUUGCCAAGCUGCACCUGGGCCAGCCCAGCAAGGACGACCUGAUGGUCAUCCAGGAGCCCGCCGCCCACCCCUCCGCCGCCGUCAAGGAUACCAGCACCUCGGAGAGCGGCGAGCCCGGCGGCUUCUCGUCCGCCAAGAGCGCCUCGCGCGUGGGACGCAAGAAAGGACGGAUCUCCCCGUCAGACGGGGACUCCGUGGGCAGCGAUCGGUCCAGCGAGAAGGACUCGCCAGCCGGCCGCCUCAGGGGGUCAUCCGCUCCGUACGACCCCAAACAGCCGCGCAAGAUGGUCGCCAACGGCCUCAAUGGCUCCAUACUUUUCCUGAGGGGAGAUCUGUAG